AUGGCUCAAAACUCGCCGUAUAGAGGCGACCCGUUUUCCACCUACUGCGCACUUUCGGGCCAACAAAGCCCCUGGUUUCGCAUUUUGGACCUGCAAACGUCGUUUGAGCUAGACCGCUUGAGAAAUUAUACUGAAAUCCUUCCGCCGUCGAUAUACCCUCCGACAGUCCCUAUCGUCCAGAAUCCGGUCUUUUGGUUUGAUUCUCAAACCAGCUCGAUAUUCUACUCCCAGGGCGCUGCGACUCUCGAGGGUGGAAUUUAUAACGUCCCAAGCCAGCAUAAUUCGGCUGUGCGUGGAAAAUCGUGGACGGCGCCCUUUAAUCCUGCGAAUAAUAGUCUUGGUCUCUGGAGAGAAAUCGACACCCCUUUCAGUGGCCAGACAGGGCCCGCAGUUAGUCGGAGGUCCUUUUAUGAUGAUAAAGCUAGGAAAGGUUAUAUAUAUGGGGGAUGGAUAGCUGGAAUUGGACCGGACGUAGUCACGGAUGGUGCGUUGACAUACGAUGCUGAAACUCUGAUCUGGGCGAACGGGACAAUACCUUAUGGUAGGAUGGACGGUCAAGGUGCUGGUGUUCCGUAUCGGACAGCGGACGGCCGUGUGAUUUCUAUUAUAUUUGGCGGUCGCUUGAAUGGGACACCGUUAUCGAUGACGACAAUCUUCAUACAUGAUAUUACUAGUAAUAAAUGGUAUCGCCAAGAUUCAAAUGGUGGCGACCCAGGCGCUCGUGGUUUCUUCUGUUCGACGAUGGUUUCCGCUCCUGACAAUUCUAGUCAUCAAAUACUAGUAUACUCUGGAGUUCCUCCAUCGGGGCCCUCGAACUACACGGAUAUUUGGGCACUAAGCCUUCCUUCUUUCACGUGGAGCCCAAUACAAGCGAACUCGCCGAUUCUCGCCCCUGGACCCGGACCGCGGCUUCAUGCAAGUUGCGACAUCGUGAAUAAUCACAUAUUGGCUGUCUUUGGUGGAAGAAAUUUUGAUGGUGGGGAUAGCAGGAACUGCGAUACAGAUGGAAACGCCCUGUUUCUAUAUAAUUUGAAUACUUUUGAAUGGCUGGAAAGCUAUGACAGCGGUGAUAGGGAGGCGUAUAGGGUGCCAAGAAGCGUGUUCAACGACAUCGGUGGCAAUUCGUCGGGUUUCGCGACGUUGACAUCUCCACCGGGGGGUUUUUCUGACCCAGAAAUGACAACGUUAUUUGCACUUACGACACCGACGUCACCUGUAGAAUCCGGUGGUGAAUCAAAUACAAAUGUGGGCGCAAUCGCUGGGGGAACAGUUGCAGGAGUUGUAGUUGUUAUUGGGCUGGCGCUGCUAAUUUUUUUCAUUCGGAGGCGAAGACCUCAGCCUCUCCCAACACCGCCUGUAGGGGAUGACCCAAGGAAGAAUACAAUCAAUGGAGCAUUCGAAAUUGGAAACUCGAAUGAACAACCUCACGUAACUCUUUAUAGUGGAGCGCUGUCGGGUGGCGAGCAGGUGAUGGAAGUUCAAGGGCAGGAAGUUAAACCCGCACCACCCCCGGUUGAGUUACCCGCUGAAAAUCUUUCAAACGCUUCCCAAGUAAAGGAUAAUAAGCGGGAGCGAAGACCACUUUUAUCCUAG
Orbilia oligospora ATCC 24927 is the source of this 1593-nucleotide messenger RNA. RefSeq lists its product as uncharacterized. The transcript has 4 exons. Bases 1 to 1593 code for a protein of 530 amino acids. Gene Ontology annotation, molecular function: protein binding. Gene Ontology annotation, cellular component: cell cortex of cell tip. The record is from RefSeq and is a predicted model, not a curated record. NCBI's taxonomy places the organism in Eukaryota, Fungi, Ascomycota, Orbiliomycetes, Orbiliales, Orbiliaceae.